UCAAAAUAAAUAAUUGAAAAAUCAAAGAAUCUUAAAAAAAACAACAGAACCCCCAAAAAAAGGAAUAACUUGCCGCUCCUGGUAAAAAAAUUAAAAAACUACACAAAAAUGGCCAAAUUCCCACGAAAUACCCCACCAGCCAGCCAUUUUUUGGCCCUCUUCCUGAUAUUCCUAAGCCUCAAUUCAUCGCCCACCUCUGCGGUGCAUCGCUACGAUCAAUCAUCCUCCAUCGAAUCGAGUAAUCCCUAUUAUCGCACCUCCAGUUCCGGAGAGGUUGUGGGCUCCACUUCUAUGUCGGGAGAUGAUGCCUUCCCCCACCACAAUCGCUGUGAACCCAUAACCAUUUCGAUUUGUAAAAACAUACCCUACAAUCGGACAAUAAUGCCUAAUUUAAUAGGGCACACCAAACAAGAGGAAGCCGGUCUAGAGGUGACACAAUUUGUACCCUUGGUCAAAAUCGGCUGCAGUCCUGACCUACAGCUAUUCCUUUGCUCGCUUUAUGUACCGGUUUGCACAAUACUCGAUCAACCCAUACCGCCGUGUCGUUCAUUGUGUGAAUCGGCCCGGGUUUGUGAGACCCUAAUGAGAAAUUAUAAUUUCAAUUGGCCCGAAAAUUUGGAAUGUUCAAAAUUUCCCGAACAUGGCGGAGAGGCGCUGUGUGUGGCGGAAAAUUCAACGGCCUCCACCCCACCUCCGACGAGGAUAUCGAAAAAGGUUACAACACGCAAAAAUUAUGCCGGCAUGGAUAGCCCUCAUCCGCAUCGAGAUAUUGGCUUUGUUUGCCCCAUGCAAAUGCAGACACCACCCGAUAUGGGCUACUCGCUGAAAGUUGGAGGAAAGGAAAAACUCCACUGUGGUGCUCCCUGUCAUGCCAUGUUCUUCCCCGAAAAAGAACGCACUGUUCUCAGGUAUUGGGUUGGUUCAUGGGCUGCGGUUUGCGUUGCCAGCUGUUUAUUUACGGUCCUCACUUUCCUGAUUGACUCCUCCCGCUUCCGUUACCCUGAGCGAGCCAUUGUAUUCCUGGCCGUCUGCUAUUUGGUUGUGGGCUGUGCCUAUGUGGCCGGCUUGGGAGCCGGGGAUUCGGUGGCCUGUCGGGAACCCUUCCCACCGCCAGUCAAACUGGGACGUUUGCAAAUGAUGUCCACCAUAACACAGGGUCAUCGCCAGUCAACGGCCUGUGCCAUUCUAUUCAUGGCUUUGUAUUUCUGCUGUAUGGCCGCCUUUGCCUGGUGGUCAUGUUUGGCAUUUGCCUGGUUUUUGGCGGCCGGCCUAAAAUGGGGUCAUGAAGCCAUUGAAAAUAAAUCACAUCUCUUUCAUUUGGUCGCCUGGGCCAUACCGGCACUGCAAACAAUUUCCGUAUUGGCAUUGGCCAAAGUUGAAGGUGACAUUUUAUCGGGCGUCUGUUUCGUCGGCCAACUGGACACCCACUCUCUAGGGGUAUUUCUCAUCCUACCUCUGUGCAUUUAUCUCUCGAUUGGAGCCCUAUUCUUGCUGGCCGGCUUUAUAUCCCUUUUCCGUAUACGUACCGUUAUGAAGACGGAUGGCAAACGUACCGACAAGCUGGAACGCCUUAUGAUGCGCAUUGGAUUCUUCUCGGGUCUCUUUAUCCUCCCAGCCCUGGGCUACUUGGGUUGUCUCUUCUACGAGUAUUAUUUCUUCGAUGAAUGGAUGGUCCAAUGGCAUCGUGACAUUUGCCGUCCCUUCUCAAUACCCUGUCCCCUACCAAGGCCCGACGGGUCUGAGUCGCGGCCUAUUUUUCAAAUAUAUAUGGUCAAGUAUUUGUGUUCAAUGUUGGUGGGUGUCACCUCUAGUGUGUGGCUGUAUUCGAGUAAGACGGUGGUGAGUUGGCGUAAUUUUGUCGAGAAGCUGCAGGGGAAGGAGACGCGGACAAGAGGUCAGGCGUAUGUGUAAAAAACUAAGAAACCACAAAAAUUAGUUGAUAAGGAUAAUUUAAUGAUAAGAAAAUAUGCUAUGAAUAGUUUUUUUGUUGUUGUAAUAAUUUGUAAAAUAUUUUUUUAAAAAAUUACACACACACACACAGAUACAGACAGACAGCAGAAGCAACAACUUACCUAGAAAUGUAACACAAAGCAAUUGAGUGCUCAAAUUUAGAGUUUAGAAAUCUUUAUUUUCAAUAGACGUAACGCGAGUAGUACCACAUGUGGUUGGUAGACCACAGUAUACUCAAGAAUACAAGGCGUAGGGACGAAAAUUGUAAGAGAAUCUAAAAAUUGUUGCAAUUUUUUCCCUAGGUCUCCAAAAUUAAACCAAAUCACAGAAAAAUUUAACACAAAUAAAAUAUUUGCACACAAGAUAUGGAAUUUCCAAAACUAGAAUUUCUCCAAAAAUUCACAAUUUUCCGUUUCGAAAUAUCAAUUCAUUUGGCUUCAAAAAUUGCAAUUUAAAGUUAGCAUAAAUGGGAGCGUAUUAGUAAUAUUAAUACCAAAGCCAAUUGGGCGUAUGAUGAGUAAUUUAUUUUUUGACAUAUCUGUUACUUAUACGCCCCCCUUUGAUAAUAUGAAUAUUUUCCCCCCAAUAUAAGGUUAUUUUUCUCCAAUCAAAAUGUUUUCCUAUCCUGAAAUCCGAAAUUACCUUCCUAUUUUUAGAAACUAGAGUUCCUAUGGAACCUCUCUCAAUUUACCUUUUUGAAAUAUCAUUUCAUUUGGCUCCGGAAAUCGCAUUUUAAGGCAUGCAUAUAGGGGCGUAUUAGUAAUAUUAAUAUCCACCGAUACUUUGGCGUAUGACCGAUAUUAUAUUCUAAUAUUUUUAUUGUUCAUACGCCACACACUAUGUCUCUCUAAGAGGAUUUUAAACUACAGCGAACCACCAAAAGAAAUAUUUAUAAAAAUUUUCUUCAAAACUUAGUUUUCCUUAAAAACUUCAUCCAGACUUUAAUGUGCUCUGUCGAACCUAAAAAUCUUUGCGGAUCAAUAUGAUUAUAAUAUUUUCUGAAACUGAAUUUCUUGGUAAGUAAAUCCCUAUUUACCGUUAGCAGAUAUCAAUUCAUUGAAGCUGAAUAAUGCCAAGUCUAAUGGGAGCCUAUAAGUAAUAUAAAUCAAAAGUACCAUGUUGCGUAUGUUUACAGUUUUUCAAUAUCAGGUAACUGGACCGGAAAAAUGCACCUAGAACUAACUUGCUUAGAGGAAAGGAGAACAUUAUACUCACAAAACUUCAAAGUGAUUUUCUGAGUUUCAGUGAAUUGAUCCGGAAGAACUCCUAAAGGAGAUUUGUUAGCUCGAUUAGUCCCCUAUUAAUGGAUAUGUAAUUUGGCUAGCAGUUCAACAAAAAUUUGUAAAAUUUCUGCACAAAACUGCUUACGCAUUUUCAGAAAGCGCAUAAGUACUUCGAAUUCAUACUACCCUCUUGCGUAUGAUUUAUUUUAAUUAUUCGAUAUGAGAUUUUGUUAAUAAUUUAGGAAACUAUGGUAUUUUCUGAUAGAGCACAGAUCGAGGAAACAAUUGUGGUUAACAGUUUUUCCAAAAUAAAUUCAUUGGAGCGCACAAUAUUGCCCGAAAAAUAACUUGCACAGAGUCCCAAGGAAACUCUGCAAUAAUACUUUUCUAUGCUAGAUUUUUUGUUUUAAUGAAUUAAUUACCUACAACUUUAGGCCUAAUUUAAAUCCUUAAUAUCUCCUCUUUCAAAAGUUGUGAGGGUUCUCCAUAUCUGCCAAUAAAUCUUAUAACAUAUGCUACUUGUGGCACUUGCGCAUUUUCCGCAAUUAUCGGUACAAUUUUGAGUAAAGUAUUUCCAUCAGUUUUCACAUGCAGAUUUGGGGAAUUUUAACAUAUUUUGGAGAACCAGAGGCUAGACAAUAACAACUGGACCACCAUUUGUCAAUUUGAAGUCGUUGAGGCGAAAAAAUUGCCCAAGAAAUUAGUAACCGAAGGCCAUACGAAGACCUCCAAGAUUUUAACAUUCUUUUGACGUUUUGUAGGUUUCAUUAACUGGGUUUCAAAAAAGUUUAUGGCCGAAGUGGUUGCUCAAAGAGUCCUCUUCAAGAUUAAAGUGGAGUUACACUGGUGCAUAAAGAAAUCCCGGGAAAACUGAUCCCAGAGUACUUGCGCAAAAAUUGAAAAUCCAGAGUUUUUCCUAAAUUUAAAAUUUCUGUUUUUCUUUUUGGCUUUUUUGUGUUUUUGGCAAAACGCUUUAUUUUUGAGAUGCAAUGAGGGGUCCUCUCCCGAAAUUUGUAAAAGUUAAUCACGGGUACAGGCAAAAUUGAUCAAAUUUGUCCGCUGGAGUAUUUGCGCAAUUUUGGAAAAUUUAAUUGCAAAUAUUCUAUGACGAUCUUAUAUUGGCUUCGCCUGCACCUUCGCAUAUCUUUAAAGAGUAUUGGGUAGAGAAACACAUAUGAAGUUUAGGUUCCCAAUAUCAAUAAUUUGGAGCAAAAUUCUAGACCGAGAAAUAUCUGCCUAAAAUUGAUAAGAGAAGUUAUAAGAGCUUCGAUGUGCAAUGAGCUAUUUUUAUGGUUCAAUGAAUUGAUUUUGGAAAUCUUUGAAUUGCAAAUGGUUACUUAAAGGAUCGCCUUUAAAAAUAUAUGUUUGUCUUCGACAUGUGCUACCAUAACCUCCGACAGUGGGUUAUAAUAUACUUGCGAAAAAUUCAAAAUUUAGCAAUUUUUCCUAAGUCGGACUAUUUCAAUUAUAUUUUAUUGAAUUUUUAUUAGUUCUGACUACAUCUCAACAUAUUUUGGAAGGGUAUUGGAUAGAGAAACACACAGGAAAUAAAAUUUUCCAUUAUUAAUAAACUGGAGCAACAAAUCUUGACCGGGAAUUAUCCGCCUAAGAGCAUAAGAAUAAUUGUAAGGUUUUGACAUUCAAUGGGCAAUUUUUAUGGUUCAAUGAAUUGAUUUAAGAAAACUUUACAUUGAAAAUUUUUACUUAAAGUACCCGCCUUAAAAAUAUAACAGUGUUUCCGAGAAGUUAAACCAAACCCCUGGACAGUAGGUCAGAGAGUACUUGCGCAAAAUCCAAAAUUUGGAAAUUUUCUAAAAUCCUGAUUUUCAUGUUAUUUAUAUAAUUCUUGAGAGCACUUAAGCUGAAAUUGUUUGUUUAAAGUGUCCCCUUUUGAAAUAUAUUUAAGUUGUCUAUGUGUUUGACCAAAUAUCGGAAAAAUGCCACCAAUAGUACUUGCGCAAAAUUUGAAAAUAUAGGAAAAUCUUUUGAAAUAAUUUUUAUUCUCUAUCUUCUUUGUAAUUUGGUUUCUUUUUCCGUUACAUAAAUUAUUUAUUGGGGAAAAUAAAACCAAAUGUGUGUCCAAGGUUAUUUUCUCUUCGAAAUUUAUAGAAAUUUUUUAAAUGUUCAGACACAAGCAAUGAAAGUUGAAUAUAUUCCUCCCAUCGAUAUUUUCGAAACAAGACUUGGCAAUUUAUCACUUUCAUUUAAAAUUUUCAAUUUGUCAUUUAAUUUAGCUAUCGAAAUAACCAUUUUUCUCUUAUGGUAUGGGGGUGCGUAUAAGUAUUUUUAAUUCCCAAGACCACAUGGCGUGUGACUUAUAUUCUCUCAUUUGUGUUUUUAUUACUCAUACGCUCCAAAGUUUAUAUAGAUACAUUUAUUUUGUGUUUCUGACAACAAAUUGAGUUUCAAAAAUUUGAAUUUUGUUUUUAAUACCUAAUUUAAAUAACUUUAAAAAUUGUAUUGACAUUUUCUAUGAGUGCAGCCAAAGUUUAAAUGUAAAAUUAAAUAUAAUGUGCUAAGAAAAAAUAUUAAAAAAAAAUAUUUGCAAAUUAUUUUUUAGAAGAAGUAAAGGGAAUUUUCGGAACGUCUUCGAGGCCAAUAAAAAAAACUUCUUAAAAAAUUGCAAAAAAAAUUACUUUCAAGAAAAAAAGCUUACGUUAAGAAAAUUUCCCACUUUCUUUGCCUUCAUCUUAAAUGUGAGUCAACAAACUUUAUGAAUUAUUUUAAUUUUCUUCGUUUUUUAGAAUCUAUAGCUUACUAUAUGGCUUGUGUAAAUAGUUAGCUUUAAUUUGAAUACGAUUUAAAUAAGUAUUUUUAUUCUCAGCUGAGUCCUCUCUGAAUUAAUGCUUACAAAUUAAGUUUUAUUUUUUAAACAAUAAGCAACGAAAAUAAUAUAUUGUUAAUAAUUUGCUCAUAAAUAUUUUUAUUGACUAAUUUAGUAGAGAUACAUAUUUUGUAGAAUUAUGAUUUUUAAGUUAUAAAAGCUUUAUAUGUGCCCAUUAAAUAUUAUUUUUAAUUUAAGAAAAAAUAUAUUUUUUUUUAACAAAAAGAAAGAAAAACAGAAAAAGAA
This is a messenger RNA of Musca domestica (house fly), 6243 nucleotides long. Its product is annotated as frizzled-like. Gene Ontology annotation, biological process: canonical Wnt signaling pathway; non-canonical Wnt signaling pathway. The record is from RefSeq and is a predicted model, not a curated record. Bases 109 to 1911 code for a protein of 600 amino acids. The transcript is spliced from 5 exons. Gene Ontology annotation, molecular function: Wnt receptor activity; Wnt-protein binding. Gene Ontology annotation, cellular component: plasma membrane. NCBI's taxonomy places the organism in Eukaryota, Metazoa, Arthropoda, Insecta, Diptera, Muscidae.